ACAUGUUGACCACGAAUGCUUCCGCAUGCCCAACGGGACUUGCACCAGUCACUGCCACAAAAAGAUCAAGCUCUCGACGAGUGCUUCAACCUGGUGCCAGAUGAAUGCAUGGCCAUUGAAAACCACCGGGAGAAUCGGAGUUUCCAGCUUGAUUCCCUUCACGUCCAUGCAAUCAUAAAGGCAUCACUUUUCUGUUUUUCUUUUCGUUCUUAAUAAUCACAAAGAUUCUGACAUGCAUCUUUUGGUUUCUUGGUUUUUUUGCAUACUGCUUUAUUCAUCCAACCCUCAAAUUACGAGAAAAACAGUCCAUUUGUGCGGUAUCUUGCCAUGAAUAACUAUGAUAGCUUCAUGUGGACGGUUGACACUCCACCCAGUAUGUUACAAGGCUAAAGGGUCUUGUUUGGUUGGGGAGAAAGUGUAGGGAAAUGGAAGGAACCAAAAUCUUUGAACACUGCAUGGUCUCAAAUUUUGGGGUUCUUCAAGAAUAAGAUAACUUGUUUGGUUCUGUUUUUUCUUGGUUUUGUAUGGAACGAAAUAGAGGAGUGAGAAAAUUGCUGUUCUCAGUAAUGUUCUUGUUUGAUUUUUGAUGUUCUUCCACUUCCUUGUACAGGGAAAGCUAGAUGGUUUGAAACGUAAAUGCAUGUGAUCAGAAUUAAAAAGAUUAUUAAAAAAGAAAAGAAAAAACAAGAAGAGUAAAGAUUGUUCUUCUUAUAGGUUAAUGGACGUGAAGAUCAUCAAGUUGGAAAUUUGAGAUUCACCUGUUUUCAACGGCCAUAUAUUCUUCUGAAACCGUGUUGCAAUGUUAGUUGACAGCUUGAUCUUUCUGUGUCAGUGGCGAUGGGCGCAAGUCCAUCUCUUCGGUGAUCUUGAUCUUGGUAUUUGGUUCUCAAGAAAACUUACGGUUGAAAAUCAUUCUAAAUAUAUAGACGGCCAAGUCGGCGGGAAAUUCACCUCAGUCUGGCUUCUAUCUGAGAAAGCUGGACAAUAUUGUGAAAGGAAAUCUCAAACCUUUUGCUAUCUGCUGUCUGAAAAAUAUUGUUUCCAAGGAUGAGGGACAACACCUUUUUGGAGGGUGGACAUCAAAGCAUGAAGGAGCUACUGGCAAAGUAUAAAGGGGAGGUGGUUAUGAGCCCAGAAGCACCAAAACCAGACAGACCACCUGGUCCUCUUGGCAGUACACCACCACCUAGUCGUCCUGCUGGCAGCGCACCACCACCCGGUCCUCCUGGAAGCGCACCACCCCCUAGUCCUGCUGUCAUCGGACCAGCAACGGAUCCCCCUGGAAGUGCACCACCACCUGGUCCUCCUGGAAGUGCACCACCACCUAGUCCUGUUGGCAGCACACCACCACCCAGUCCUCCUGGAACCACACCGCCACUUAGUCCUGCUGUCAGCGGACCAUCAACUGAUCCCCAUGGCAGCGCACCACCAUCUGGUCCUCCUGGAGGCGCACCACCACGUGGUAGUCCCGGUUCACCACCACUUGGUCUUCCUCCAAGACCACCUCGCCGUACUAGUGCAGCAACACCCGGUAAUCUUAUGCCUAGACCACAUGGUCGUCCACUUGGUUUUCCACAUAGACGCGGUGGUUCUGGUCCCUCACGACUUGGUCUUCCGCUUAGACCACCCCAUAAUCCUGGUGGUCCUGGUGCACCACCACCAGAUCUUCCGCCGCUACCUCCAGCUAUUCAUCUUCCCCCUCCGCCUAGAUCUCCACCUUAUCCUAUUAUUUGUAUGACUACACCUCUACCAACACUAUGCAUUGGGGAAAAGCCACCACCAUAUUAUCCACCAAAAUCAACUGCACCAAACAGUGGCGGAGCAUCAAGCUCAGGGACAAAAGGAGAGAGUCAAGGAGCAUUAAGCUCAGAGACAACGGGAGGGAGUGAAGGAACAUCAAGCUCUGUCACACAGAGUUCAUCAAGCGAGGGAGGUAAAGGCUGCUUUCCCAUUCCUAAGGAGCCGGGCUGCUGCAUACUCUAGACUGCUUGUUACUCACCGUCAAUGUUUCAAACCCCCUUUUACAGUGGACUUUGUUUUUAGAUGAAAUGAUUGAAUAUAUAGCAUGGUCAGACU
Messenger RNA from Vitis riparia (riverbank grape), 2076 nucleotides. RefSeq names its product basic proline-rich protein-like. Lineage: Eukaryota; Viridiplantae; Streptophyta; Magnoliopsida; Vitales; Vitaceae. The record is from RefSeq and is a predicted model, not a curated record. The transcript is spliced from 3 exons. The coding region runs from base 1048 to 1983 and encodes 311 amino acids.